Molecule: messenger RNA, 3945 nt
Organism: Phasianus colchicus (ring-necked pheasant)
Lineage: Eukaryota; Metazoa; Chordata; Aves; Galliformes; Phasianidae
Product: high affinity cAMP-specific and IBMX-insensitive 3',5'-cyclic phosphodiesterase 8A
Biological process (GO): signal transduction; regulation of DNA-templated transcription
Molecular function (GO): 3',5'-cyclic-nucleotide phosphodiesterase activity
Source: RefSeq, a predicted model, not a curated record
CAGGUGGCCACAAAGCAUGGGCUGUGCUCCAAGCAUCCACAUCUCUGACAGCAGAGUGGUCUAUCACAGUAGCAAAGAGUCUGAGGAGUGCCAUUCCCCUCACCAGACCAACACCACCAUGUCUCAGCAGCAGCAAGGCAACCCCGUCCCGGGAUUAUUCAUUAAAUCCUCCAACACAUCCACUUAUAAAGUGAGGACUAAUUCCUCUAAGAAAGACAAGAGGGAGAACAGCCAGAGCAUGGAGGCAGAGACCCAGACCAGCAGAUCCAGUGUUAAGUCACCAGUUACAGAUGUGCAGUUUGGCCCUAUGAGACUUCAUCAAGAUCAACUUCAGGUACUUCUAGUGUUUGCCAAAGAAGAUAACCAGAGCAACGGGUUCUGCUGGGCCUGUGAGAAAGCUGGAUUUCGAUGUAAUAUUGCCAGGACACCUGAGUCUGCGCUGGAAUGUUUUCUUGAUAAACACCAUGAAAUUAUCAUUAUAGAUCAUAGACAUUCCAGAUACUUUGAUGCAGAAGCAUUGUGCAGGUCUAUCAGAACAACGAAACCCUCAGAAAAUACAGUCAUUAUUGGUGUAGUCCGAAGGCAUGCUGAUCGUGAAGAGUCAUCGAUAUUGCCCCUGAUCUCUGCGGGCUUCACAAGGAGAUAUGUAGAAAAUUCCAAUAUCAUGGCCUGUUACAAUGAGUUAAUUCAGCUGGAAUUUGGAGAGGUGCGGGCACAAUUCAAACUAAGGGCUUGUAAUUCAUUAUUCACAGCAUUAGAGAAAAGUCAAGAAGCCAUUGAGAUCACAAGUGAAGACCAUGUAAUACAGUACGUCAAUCCUGCAUUUGAAACAGUGAUGGGCUAUCAAAUAGGUGAAUUAAUAGGAAAGGAACUAACAGAAGUGCCUAUAAAUGAAAAAAAAGCUGAUUUCCUAGAUACUAUUAAUUCCUGCAUAAAGAUAGGAAAGGAAUGGCAAGGAAUGUACUCUGCGAAAAAGAAAAACGGAGAUAGCAUACAACAAAAUGUGAAGAUAUUACCUGUCGUUGGACAGGGGGGAAAGAUUAGACACUAUGUGUCAAUUAGUAGACUGUGCAAUGACAACAAUAAGGCAGAGAAGACAUGUGAACGUGUUCAGGCUGAAUCUCAGACAGAUAUUCAGACGUCCAGACACAAAGACAGGAGGAAAGGAUCACUAGAUGUCAGAUCCACAACAUCACGAGGGAGUGAUGGCAGCUCACAAAGGCGGCACUCUUCUAUGGCCAGGAUACAUUCCAUGACUAUUGAAGCACCAAUCACCAAGGUAAUAAACAUCAUCAAUGCUGCACAAGAAAGCAGUCCGAUGCCAGUUGCAGAAGCAUUAGACCGAGUUUUGGAGAUAUUAAGAACCACUGAACUGUACUCUCCACAACUGGGAACAAAGGAUGAGGAUCCACAUACAAGUGACCUCGUGGGAGGGCUGAUGACAGACGGUCUGCGAAGAUUAUCAGGGAACGAAUACAUACUGUCAGCAAAACAAACUCAUCAGGUCGCUGGCAGCUUGAUCUCUCCCAUCUCCCUCAAUGACAUACCCCCACGGAUAACACAGGCAAUGGAAAAUGAAGAACACUGGGAUUUUGAUAUCUUUGAACUUGAGGCUGCCACUCAUAAAAGGCCUCUGGUUUAUCUGGGUCUCAAAAUAUUUGCUCGCUUUGGAAUCUGUGAAUUCCUGAACUGCUCAGAAUCAACCCUGAGGUCGUGGUUACAAGUUAUUGAAGCUAACUACCAUUCCUCCAACUCCUAUCAUAAUUCCACCCAUUCAGCAGACGUGCUACAUGCCACUGCUUAUUUCUUGUCUAAAGAAAGAGUCAAGCAAACUUUGGAUCCCAUUGAUGAAGUUGCCGCACUUAUUGCUGCCACAGUCCAUGAUGUGGAUCACCCAGGAAGAACAAAUUCUUUCCUGUGCAAUGCUGGGAGUGAGCUAGCAAUUCUCUACAAUGACACCGCAGUGCUGGAGAGCCAUCAUGCUGCCCUGGCUUUCCAGCUCACCACCCGGGAUGACAAAUGCAAUAUAUUUAAAAACAUGGAAAGGAAUGAGUAUCGAACCCUUCGCCAAGCCAUUAUUGACAUGGUCCUAGCAACAGAAAUGACAAAGCACUUUGAGCAUGUCAACAAGUUUGUCAACAGCAUUAAUAAACCCUUGGCAGCACUAGAAGAAAACGGGAAUAAUGGUGAUGGGGAUUCAAUCAAAAAUGUUCUCACGUCUCCUGAAAACCGCAUCCUCAUCAAACGCAUGUUGAUAAAGUGUGCAGACAUUUCCAAUCCAUGCAGACCUAUAGAGCAAUGUAUAGAGUGGGCCGGACGCAUCUCUGAGGAGUACUUUGCACAGACUGAUGAAGAAAAGAGGCAAGGUUUACCUGUUGUGAUGCCAGUUUUUGACAGAAAUACUUGCAGCAUCCCCAAGUCCCAAAUAUCAUUCAUCGAUUACUUCAUCACUGAUAUGUUUGAUGCUUGGGAUGCAUUUGCAGACCUGCCAAAUUUGAUGCAGCAUCUGGAUAAUAACUUUAAAUACUGGAAAGGAUUAGAUGAAAGGAAGCUGCGGAGCCUCCGACCACCACCACCAGAAUAGCAAUUAGACUAUGGUGUGUAAUUUACUAACCAGAUACAUAUUUAUUCAAGCUCACUUUUGUCCAUGUGAUUUGAGAUAUGUUUCGGUCUCUUCAGUAUUACAGUAAGGAUAGCCCAUGCGCUUGGGGAACUUUCAAAUUCAAGAGAACAUGAGAUCAGCAGCUGAUUUCCACAAACUACCACGUGUGGACUCCAACGAAAUAAGCCUGUCAAGUGGAAUUACACUGGAUUGCUGCAGUACUUGUACUGAAGAGGGUUUAUUAGUGAACAUGUUUUGUGCUAUCUUCUUACCAGUGUGCAAAGCUGGAAGACCUUGAAGAAUCCAUACGAAACAGACAUUCACUAGAAGAUUUUGCUUAAUCCUCAACUCUGCAAGUGAAGAAGAAAUACCUAUUAAUAGUGACUCACAGCUUUUGUGAGAAAGCUACAUGCUUUUUAUAAGCACUUAGGACAGUUACACAGAACAAUCAGACAUUUAAAAUGCAACUCUCCAUGAAGGAAUUUUUGAUCUAUGAAAAAUAGAUGUACUCUAUUUUUUCACAUCACAGAAGGUGCAAUCAUUCACUUCUGAGCACUACUGAAAGUGAGUUCUCUUUAAGAAAUUUAGUAGCAUAUGUAAAAAAUAACACAAGAAUUUUUGAGGUUGAUCGUUAGCAUCUAUGAUUAAAAUGAUAUGUUUUAUUUAUUUUGUUAGAUGUUCAAUAUUUUCUAUGAAUUUAUAAAUACUUAAAAGCCAAAGCCAACUUUAGAUGCAUUACAAAUUUACAUGAUUCAUACUCAUUAAUAUACAUUUAAUUGAUGUACAGACCUUUUAUUUUCAUAAUGCAAAUACAAAAUACUAUACAAUGAUACAUUUUUAUUGCACUGUAAGGAUAGAUGUGUAUGUUUAAAUAUUGUCUGAUUUAUGUUAAUUAAAAUUAAGUUUUAUUGCAAAGGUCUUACUUGAGAAUAGUAGAAUAAACAAGAAAUGUAUACUGAGCACCAGAACCGCAGUAGUUCUCCCAUAAACCAGUGACAACCACCUGAUCUUCCCCUUGGCUACAAAAGACAAUAAUAAUAUGUUGGAACUUUUUGUUUUCUCCCUUGAAAUUUUAUGACCGAAUUCCCUGUCAAAGUCUGCCUUAUUUUAUAUAGUAUUUCUACAAAGCAUUCCACAGCAUAUAUGAAGAGGUGAUACUACACAUCUAACAAAUUUCAACAUUUUAUAGCCUAUGUACUUUCCUCCACCGUGAAAGAAACAGAAAAUAAAGCCACCAACAAAAACGUUUAAUGCAACAAGUUUGUAAAGGCUGUGUACCCUCACAAUUUGAAUGAAACCUUCAUAGCAAACACCAGAAAAUAAUAAAAUGUAUAUUUUAAGAA